AUUUAAUUUAUUAAUAUGUAUUCUAAUUUCACCUACGCUAAGCUUAGAAGAGAAUUUGGAAGACAAUGUGUGUUUUCUAAGUGGGGUCCAAGAUUUUUGGAAAAUUUAUUGCCAGACUCUAAUCUGGAAUAUCAAUGGAUAACAAAAAAUCCAUGUAACCGAAGUACGAACUUAGGAGUUGAUUGGUCUGAGCACGAAGUUAAUACUAUACGCGCAGAAUAUGUGGAUCGUGGUAUUGCUCACGUGGAAGGAGGAUGGCCUAAAGAUGUCAAUUUAGAUGAUCCAGAACAGGUGACAAGGUUCAGAAAAAAAGCAGAAAAAGAUGAUUCUUAUAUGCAUGCUGUACUACAAAUGUCAAAACUCACUGAACAUUUCAUUAAUCAAAAUAAUUCAAUUGAUAUAUACGAGCCCUACUUUGUCGAUCCGAUUUGCCAAGAUGUUCAAACAGUGAGUCCCUCUUAUCGAAGUAUAGCCGUUAUGUCUGAUCCAAGUAACCUCACAAGGCCUGUCCAACAUCUGUCUUGGUCUCCUGAUGAAGCAUCUAAGAUAGCUGUAAGCUACGCUAACGUAGAAUUUGAAACUAGAGGUUCAUCAAAUAGUCCAAAUUCAUACAUAUUUGAUCUUGAAGAUUCAACUAUGCCAAGCUUUAUUGUCACAUCACAGUUUCCAAUUGUUAAACUUGAAUUUAACAGUCGUGAUAAAAAUAACCUUGCUGGAGGUCUAAUUAGUGGACAAGUUGCUUGUUGGGAUACUCGCAAAGGAUCAGACUGUAUUGCCAUGAGCAAUUUAAAGAAUAGUCAUCGUGAUCCAGUGACAGGUAUUUAUUGGAUACAUUCAAAAACAGGGACAGAAUUUUACUCUGGUUCAAGUGAUGGUCAGGUUAUGUGGUGGGAUACCAGAAAACUCGAUGAGCCAACAGAAGUUUUAUUGCUCGAUUUAACGAAAACGGAAGAUGAAGAAGAGCAAGAUUGGGUAAAGUGGUCACGAUCACAUGGAAUAACUUGUAUGGAUUAUGAUCCUUUACUUCCUAUUCGGUUUAUGAUAGGCACUGAAACCGGUUUAGUGUUUAACGGGAAUCGUAAAGGUAAAACAAUAUUUGAAAAAAUAUCUGGUAUUUACAAUUGUCAUUCUGGUCCUAUAUACUCAGUGCAGCGGAAUCCUAAUUUUUUAAAAAAUUUUUUGACAGUUGGCGAUUGGCAAGUUAGAAUAUGGUCCGAAGACUGUAAGGAUUCACCAAUUAUGUGGACAAAGCGUCACGAAAUAAGAUUGAUUGAUGGUGCAUGGAGUGAAACAAAACCAUCUGUAUUUUAUUCAGCUAGAGUAGAUGGUUGUUUAGAUACUUGGGAUAUUUUACAAGAACAGAAAAAUCCUAUAAUUACAAUCAGAGUGUCUGAUAAAAGUUUAAACUGUGUUAGAUGUCACGAAAAUGGAUCUUUAUUGGGUGUCGGUGAUAUCAGUGGUAAUACGUUCAUUAUUCAAAUGAAUGACUGGUUUGUGAGUCCUGGAAAAAAUGAUAAAGCUCUUUUAACUGCAAUGUUCGACAGAGAAACCAAACGCGAAAAAAUUAUUGAAGCAAAAUUACGUGAAUUCAAAUUGAAAACAAAGGCCGCAAAAGAAUUAAUUUCAACUAAAGAUAAACGAACCCAGAUAGCCGUAGCUGAAGCGAAAUUGAUUGAAGAAGCAGAAAAGCAAUUUUUUGAAGUUAUAACUAAUGAAGUUAAAGAAAAUGAAUACAUUAAAGGAGAAAAUUUUGAAGAAGAAGAAUCGAUACUUGAAGAUGAGAGUCCUUAUGUUAUAAAUUGAUAUAUUAUUGUUUUUCAAUUAUUCAAUUCUAUUUACUAUAAAAUUUAUGUUCUAUUCAAGCAUAUGAGAUCAAAUAAACUUAUAUCUCUGAUUAUGAAGUAUUUCAGAGUUGUCUUUGAUAAAAGUUUUAAUUUAUAAUGUAUGAUUAUUUUUAUGUAAAAUAAUUUAGUGUGGUAAUUUUUUUUAAAUUGAGUUUCAAAUAUUAUAUAAAGUUAUCCGUAUAAAUAAGUGCAAACAAAUUUCGGCAUUCAAUUUUUGUAUUAUAUAUUCUAAUAAAUGUUUAAAAGAUGUACCAAAAAUAUAAAGAACACAUGAUUAUAUC
Daktulosphaira vitifoliae (grape phylloxera) is the source of this 2125-nucleotide messenger RNA. Its product is annotated as dynein intermediate chain 3, ciliary-like. The record is from RefSeq and is a predicted model, not a curated record. Gene Ontology annotation, molecular function: dynein heavy chain binding; dynein light chain binding. Bases 16 to 1803 code for a protein of 595 amino acids. Gene Ontology annotation, cellular component: outer dynein arm. Gene Ontology annotation, biological process: cilium movement; outer dynein arm assembly. NCBI's taxonomy places the organism in Eukaryota, Metazoa, Arthropoda, Insecta, Hemiptera, Phylloxeridae. The transcript has 10 exons.